AUGUCUUCGUCCCCUUUACCAGCAUCCGCAUCAACUACAUCUAACAACAACACUGCUACUAGUACUUCGAAUAACUCAGGGAGACCUAGACAACGACGUAAUAAUGAUCGCGAACGCCGACCUCCGGACGGAGGAAUUGGCGUAGAUGGCUCACAGGAGCGUCGAAAUAAUAACCAACAACGGCGCAGGAGACCGCCGCGCGACGACUCGCAGGGCGCGAAUGCCGGCGGCUCCGAGCAGAAGCGCGACGGCGGGGAAGUGCGCAAGCGACGCCCGCCGCGAGAGCGCGAUGCGCCGCCGCACGAGGGCGAUCCGAAGCCGCGAUCGCAGAAUAAGCGCGGGGCGCGCUUCAACGGCGGGCUGACGUCUGACGCCGACAAGGGCAAAGGGAAGGCCAGGGAACCUGUCCAGCGCUACGCCCAGCCGGCCAGGGAGGACGACGAUCUGGCGACUCGUCUCACACGCGCUCUGUCGACCGCCCCGUACCCUGACUGCCCAAUCUGCUUUGCACCCAUACGUCCUGAACAGCCGACAUGGUCUUGCUCGCCGCCUCACGUCCCUGCUGCCUUCUCUGCUAUCGACGGCGAAGAUGCCAAUGCCGUUCAAGAGACGGCUCAAUGCUGCUGGACGAAUUUUCAUAUGAAGUGUAUCAGGAAUUGGGCAGAGACGAGCGUGAAGAACUGCAACCGCCCUUGUUGCCCGCUCGCUGCUCUGGCGGCGGGAGGAAAGGGCAAAGGGAAGAGGAAGGCGCAAGUGUCACAACAGGAGAUCAUCGAUCCCGAGGGAUGGCAUGUCUGUGAUCUCGUCUGUGGAAAGCCGCUCGCGUGCGGGAACCAUGAUUGCGAGGAGAGGGACCAUAAGGGCGUCUGCCCCAGUUGUCUACGGAGCUCUUUCGAGGAGAUGAUCUGCUACUGCGGCCGCACAGUCCUCGAACCGCCCAUCCCCUGCGGCACGCGCAUAAACUGCACCUACCCCUGCACCCGUGGCAACCCGCCCUGCGGCCACCCGCGCAUCCCACACGCCUGCCACGAAGACCCCUCUCCCUGCCCGCCCUGCGUAGUCCUGACAUCCAAGCCCUGCGCCUGCGGCAAACAGAACGUCGCGAACGUCCGCUGCUCGCAGGAGAAAGUCUCGUGCGGCCAGGCUACGGCGCUCAAGUGCAGCGAUGAAUGCGCAAGGGAGAAGAGGAAGGCGAAGCUGGCUGAGGCGUUUGGCGUUGUACCUGGUGUGGGCGGAGGGAGUGUGCAGGCUACGACGUAUAGCGAUGAGUUGAGGGACUUCGCGAGAAGUACGGCACAUGGGAAGUUCGUUGGUGUCGUCGAGAAGGCUUUCGCAGACUUCCUCGCCUCGGACAAGAAAGCGCAAACUCUCCCGCACAUGCCCGAACCCCGCCGACGCUUCGUAUACGCACUCGCAUCCGUAUACCGUAUGGACGCCCAAAUGGUCGAUGCAGAACCGCACCGCUCAGUGCAGAUCAUUCGGCGCAUCGACUCACGCAUCCCAGUGCCCUUACUCUCGACCGCCAUAGCACAACAACCUCAGCGCGCCUCUACGACUGCCGCUUGGGGCGCGAAACUCGUCACUCCCCAACCCGCACCUGUGACUGGGCCUGCGGCGAGUAGAGGGUGGAGGAGUGUUGUUGCGCAACCAGGAAGUGUGAUUAAGCCUGCGCCGCCCGCUCCUGCCCCCGUUGCGAGCACGUCGAGGCUUGUACCACUCAGACCGUCAACGUCGACAACGAGGUCGGCUGUAACGACGCCGAAGGCCUCGGCGCCUGUUUCUGGGUCUGCGACGCCUGUGCGUCUUGCGGAUGUUGGAGAUGUGCCGGAGAACUGGGAGGAUGAAGCUUGA
Molecule: messenger RNA, 1851 nt
Organism: Peniophora sp. CBMAI 1063
Lineage: Eukaryota; Fungi; Basidiomycota; Agaricomycetes; Russulales; Peniophoraceae
Source: the annotation of a GenBank genome assembly